AGAGUUGAGAACCGGAAGUAAAAACCACCAAGAAUCAAAGCACAAACACCAGAACGGAACCCCCACGCCAUCAUUGCCUCCAUGGUGUAACCAAUCCAUGCAAUAGAUUGCCACUGUAUCUCAUUGCCUUUUUAUAAAACCAUCUUAUCCUCUUAUUUACAUUCAGUACGGUAGUAGGAAAGAAUGUCUCGUGGUGUAACAUUUGCGCAUUCGACCACUUCGGCGGCCCGGGAAGCCGCCAAUGCAGAUUUGAAUGGAACUGGAAGUAUCCACAUGACACAGCAGCAGCUGGACGAACUGGCCCAAGCUUUGCAAUUCAGCGUGGGCCUUUCCGAUCGCAAAUGCAAAAGGACCCGCAAGAAGUACCGCAAUGUGUUUUGUGGCGACGAAGCCGUAGAGAUUCUCCAGCAAUUGGGUCGCUUCCAGAGUCGCGACGAAGCCUUGCAAGCUGGCAGGCUCCUGCAAACCAACAUGAAUUUGUUUGAAUGCGUCAAUGCGAAACAUCAUGAUCCUGCUCACCAUGAACUCCAAGACGACAAACGCUUCUUUUAUCAAUUCGUCACCAACGCCACGGCCGGAACACGCGGCAAGACGGACGAAUUGCUGAAACAGAAUUUGGACGACAAAAUGCGCGUCUUUCAGCGGGGUGUUCGUGUCAAGGAUCGGUCGUACCGAUUGACCACGUACAAACAAUGCUUUAUUGGAAAGGAAGCCGUCGAUCUCAUGAUGAAACACAAAAUGGCCCAUACGAGAGCGGAAUGCGUCGAAAUUGGACGACUACUCCAACAAAAAUACAAUCUGUUUGUGCCAGUCACCGGCGUACACGAAUUUGAAGAUGAUGCCUACAAAUUCUAUCGAUUGUUGCUCCCACAAAAAGAUAAAGUCAAAACACCCUCCUUUCUCGAUGAAAUCAAACCCGCCAUUCCACUCAUCCUACUAAGUCUCGUUCCGGCCAUUGUCGUCUACUACGUUUUUUAUUGACACUGUUCAAGCAAGCAAGCAAGCAAGCAAGCAAUAAAUACAAAAGCAACAAUACACACAAGGAUGGAAAAAGGAAACGAGAACACAUCGCAAUCAGCAUGCAUCCAUGUUGGUGUAUAUACUGGCAUGGUUGCGUUGGGUGC
Messenger RNA from Seminavis robusta, 1124 nucleotides. The record is from the annotation of a GenBank genome assembly. NCBI's taxonomy places the organism in Eukaryota, Bacillariophyta, Bacillariophyceae, Naviculales, Naviculaceae.